GUGGCACUCCGCUCUCACUAUCGGCGAUACAUAGUGGGGGAAGAUUUGACCGGUUCUGCCCGUAAUACAGGUUGUUUGAGAACCCAUUUGUCUUGGCAUGAGAAGAUCAUAAAAUUAAUCUCAGCAAAAUGAGUCAACAAGGUUAUGUCGCCGCGCCCCCGUACUCCCAGGCCCAGCCUGGAAUGGGGGGCUACCAAGCUGGCUUUGGUUCUGGUCCCACCCAACAAAUGUAUGGACACUACGGAGGACAACCACAGACAUUCUCUGCUCCACCAACAGGAAUGAUGAAAUCACCAGUGUCCUCUGCUCCUGGUAUGCCUCCACCACCAGUGUCCAGUCAGUACAGUCCAAAUGUCCAGCAGAAUGGUGCUUAUCCACAAAGGUACCCAGCUCCUCCAGCUGUUUCUGCAGCCUAUGGCCAACCUCCACAGUCCCCAUACCACAGUAUGGCCUCACAGGCCCCGCCUCCAACACAGCAGCUCACCAAUCAGAUGGGUGCUAUGAACAUAGGCAACUAUGCCCCGGGACCCAUGUCAAGCCCCCCACCUCCAACUAGCUCUGUGGCCCAGCAGCCUUUCCAGGCAGCUCCUCCUGCAGCCAUGGGUCAGCCACCGAUGCCUCCAGGCCCUCAAUCACCCCACAUGUCUCCUCAGAUGCCAACACCACAACCACCCCAAACAAGCAUGCCCAUGGCUGGCCCUCCGAUGGCAGGCAUGGCCAGACCCUUCCCUGGGCCACCUCCUCCGGGCCCUGGGGGCUUCCAGCAGCCUGGUCCAGGACCUGCUGGUCCACAGGGGUACUCUCAGCAGCCAGGUCAGUUUGGGGGUCAGAUGGCCGGGCCCCAGCCAGGCUUCCCAGGGGCCUUCCCCGGAGCAGCAAACCAAAUGGCUGGCCCACCUCAGAAGAAGCUGGACCCUGACUCUAUCCCCAGCAUAACUCAGGUUAUCGAGGACGACCAAGCUAAAAGAGGUGGACAAGUUUACGCGACGAACCUCAGAGGCCAGAUUCCACCUCUGGUCACUACUGACUUCACAGUCCAGGACCAAGGUAAUGCCAGUCCAAGGUUCAUUCGCUGCACCACCUAUUCUCUACCGUGCACGGCUGACCUGGCCAAACAGUGCCAAGUGCCUUUGGCCGCCAUCAUCAAACCAUUUGCCAGUGUGCCAAAGAAUGAGCCUCCUCUAUAUGUUGUCAACCACGGCGAGACAGGCCCCAUCCGCUGCAACCGCUGCAAAGCUUACAUGUGUCCUUACAUGCAGUUCAUCGACGGGGGUCGCCGCUACCAGUGUGGCUUCUGCAGCUGUGUCAAUGAAGUGCCAGUCUUUUAUUUCCAACAUCUUGAUCACAUGGGCCGCAGGGUGGACUUCUACGAGAGGCCUGAGCUGUCACUGGGAUCCUAUGAGUUUUCAGCCACGAUGGACUAUUGCAAGAACAACAAGCCUCCCAGUCCUCCCGCCUACAUCUUCAUGAUUGACGUGUCCUACUCCAACAUCAAAAGUGGAUUGGUCAAACUCAUAUGUGACGAACUCAAGACUCUGCUGGACGAACUACCCAGAGAGGAAGGAGCCGAGAGCUCGACAGUAAAGGUCGGCUUUGUCACCUACAACAAGAUCCUCCACUUCUACAAUGUGAAGAGCACCCUGGCCCAGCCCCAGAUGAUGGUGGUGUCAGACACUGCCGAGAUGUUCGUUCCACUGCUCGAUGGCUUCCUUGUGAAUUACCAAGAGUCGAAGGCUGUCAUCUACAACCUCCUGGAUCAGAUCCCUGACAUGUUUGCAGACACCAACGAGAGUGAGACGGUCUUUGCCCCUGUCAUCCAAGCCGGAGUGGAGGCCCUUAAGGCAGCGGAGUGUAGCGGCAAGCUCUUCAUCUUUCACUCCACCAUCCCCACCGCCGAGGCACCUGGGAAGCUGAAAAACAGGGAUGACAAAAAGCUCGUCAACACUGAGAAGGAGAAGAUGCUGUUCCAGCCAGUGAAAGGUAUUUAUGAGCAACUGAAUAAAGAGUGUGUAGCCCAGGGAUGCUGUGUGGACCUCUACCUCUUCCCCAACCAGUAUGUGGACAUGGCCACCAUGGCUGACGUACCCUCUCACACGGGAGGAUCUGUCUACAAGUACAACAACUUCCAGGUGGAGACCGACGGGGAGCAUUUUCUAAGAGACCUGAAAAAGGACGUGGAGAAGUCCAUCUGUUUCGACGCCAUCAUGCGUGUUCGUACCAACACAGGCUUCAGAGCCACAGACUUCUUUGGAGCGAUCCACAUGAACAACACCACAGAUGUAGAAAUGGCGGCUCUGGACUGCGAUAAGGCCGUGACCGUGGAGUUCAAACACGAUGACGCGCUCAGCGAGGAGGCUGGCGCGCUCAUACAGUGUGCCUUGCUGUACACCUCUGUCAGUGGUCAGCGGCGUCUGCGCGUCCACAACAUCAGUCUGAACUGCAGCUCCCAGCUGUCCGAGCUCUACAAGAGCUGUGAGACCGACGCACUUAUCAACUUCUUCGCCAAAUCAGCUUACCGUGCCAUAUUGAACCAACCUCUGAAGAAUGUGAGGGAGAUCUUGGUCAACCAGACAGCCCACAUGCUUGCGUGCUACAGAAAGAACUGUGCCAGUCCCUCCGCUGCCAGCCAGCUCAUCUUGCCUGACGCCAUGAAGGUGUUCCCAGUUUACAUGAACAGCCUGAUGAAGACCGCUCCACUGGUGGGCAGUACAGAGCUCUCCACAGACGAGAGGGCCCACCAGAGGCUGGCUGUCAUGGCCAUGGGGGUGGAGGACACCCAGCUGCUGCUCUACCCACGCCUCAUCCCACUGCACAACAUGGAUUUUGGCAGUGAGGCGGUUCCCGCUCCUGUGCGUUGUUCAGAGGAACGGCUCACGGACGGGGGCAUGUUCCUGUUGGAGAACGGCCACUCCAUGUUCCUGUGGCUCGGCCAGGCCAGCCCACCAGACCUCAUCCAAGGCGUCUUCAACCUGCCCUCCCUCUCCCACCUUCAAACACACAUGAGUACUUUACCGGAGUUGGACAACCCCAACUCCAAGAAGCUCCGUUCCAUCAUCAACGCUCUGCUUGAUCAAAGGCCCAACUCCAUGAAGCUCCAGAUUGUGAGACAGAAGGACAAGCCGGAGAUGUUGUUCCGUCAGUUCCUGGUGGAGGACAAGGGUCUGUAUGGAGGCGCCUCCUACAUGGACUUCCUCUGCUACGUCCACCGGGAGAUCAGGCAGCUCCUCACUUAACUCCUUUUUAAAUGACCUCAGUGUCCGCCUGCCUCGCUGGCCCAGGACAUAUGGGACAUCCAUUGGACUACCCAUAUUAUCUCAUAGGGUGAGUCUCAAUAGGCUCCCGUGGGCUCUUCAACUCUCGAAUUUUCAUUACAAGACAUGGGAGAUGUAAAGACAGCUCUUCUCAUUUCCUUUUGAGAAGGUAUGAAAAGAAAUGAGCCAUGGAGAGCCCUUUGAGAGUCAUCCUGGAGACUCCAAAGCUGCCUUUUUAAACACACCAUUGCCACCCCUAUUUCCGCACACUUACACGGGACUCUGGUGUGAUGUUUUUUUUUUUUUGCUUUGUUUUGGUUUUCCCAAUAUUCCCUUGUACGUACUCUUAAAGAAAUUUCUUAGUCAAUCUACAGGACUGUAAUGAGCAAUAUACACAAGUGUUUUAGUCCUGCUGGACAGCACAUCCAGCUUUCCUUGCUCUUGACCUUUAUUAGAAAUGCAAAUUGCACAGUGGGACGGGCCAGUGGGAACAAAUGACACCCGUCCUGGAGGCUGAAAUAGUUUUAGUUAUAUACGCUACUGGUUUCAGCAAUACAACGUAAUAUUUGGCGAUACACCGUGUGCUGUCCUAGGCAACAGCAUUUCUCUGUGCCGCUUCUUCGAUCGGAGGAUUGGAUGAGACUUGGAAGUGAAAAGAUGAGAUGAGCUGAGCUGAUUGCCAACUUUUGUUAAAAAUUACCUGUACCCAUGUCUAGAUUUAUCGGAAGCUUCAUAUUGUUUAAUUUCAAACAGUUAUUUCCUAAAUAUGAAAGCUGUCAUUAAAUAAUGAUACAAAUAUUAUCUGGCACAUUGCACAGGCCUUGGCUAUGUAAAUAUUGUCACGCCACCAAAUCUUUUACUUUGCUAGAAGACUGUUUUCCGUUAAGGUUUACCUUUCUUAGUUUUUGGACAUUCAGAGAAUAAAAUAAAACGAGCUAGUAUUUGGAAAGAUUCCUAGAUUUGAUGGUGCAAAAAGCCUCAAGUAUCUAGCGAACCGAAAGGCUGCAAUUAAAGCUUCCGUCUCGCAGGACUGAAAAUUGUUGCUAUGGCUGAUAAAUUGAUGGCUCAUUACACCGUGGCUGAUUCAAUUUGAUUUACACAGGAAGAAAAAAAAAUACUGAUGUGAUGGUGUGCAUCGAUGCAGAGACGCAGCCUCUGAUUCGGUAUUUGAUAAGUUGCUCACGGCUUUGUGACUCGACUGAUUCCAAGACAGUUAUUGUGUUCCCUGAUGAAGAACGGCCCAUUCAGUUUCUCGCCAAAUAAGCAUCAGAAUGUCAUGAAAAGGGACCAGCACGACGCUCCGCAUGAGGGAUCGGCGAUGAUUUAAAUGUGCAAUGAGAGAGAUUGGUGUGAAGGACAAAUGGCAUGGCAAUCAUUGCCCUGAAAUAGCAUCCAGAUUCACCAACAGCAGUAGUCCUGGAAGGGUUUUUAUUAAAUCUAGUUUACCAUUUAGUUGAGCAUAACCUCACGGUUGGCCGUAUUUUUAUGAAAAAAAAAAAGAGGCCCCAGCUGCAAUACAGUCAAUCCAGUGCAAAUGCAGGCCAUUUUAACUUGCUCUCUGCUGGACCUGCAGUUCAAAACUGUGCCGCGUAUCCAGCAUUGCACAGAGAGCUCUGCAGAAUUGUUGCAGAUAAUGAAAGGGUAAUCAUGUCAUCUAGAUUGCAGUGUAAAUGAAAUCCAAAUCAGUGUUCGUUGGGACCAAAUUAAAUGACAACCCGUUGACUGAUUAUUAACUAUCAGUAAAUGCCUGACACUUUACUCGUGGCAGCGAGGUUGAACAUUCCAAGUGUAAAUUUUAGUACAGUUAAAGCAUAAUCUUGUAUUCAUUUGUGAUUUUCAAUAAACAGAUUUUUUUUUGCUUCUGUAUAACUGAUAAGAGAAGCCUUGAUGAAUUGUAUCUGUACGUUGUUUAUGUAGCCUACAAAACUGUACAUGAAAUGGGCAGCUUCCAUGUAGGAACCACAAUCCCAUCUGCCUUAAGUUGAUAUUUGUCAAGAGUAGACAUCUUUGUGUUGGAGCUGUGUGACCCCCGAGUUACAUCUGUUCGGUUUGAGUGGUCACUUUUCUCAGGUAAUUUGAGUACUUGACACUUUUUUCCCGUGCCCAGUUGAAACCAGUGAGCGAGGUGGAACUGGAAGGACUCAUGUGGAUCGAAUGCAAAGUGUUUUGACUUGGGACUGGUGGAUGGUCAUUGGAUUGGUGUGCCAUGUACAUUUGAAUCCAAACUCGAUACAAAACACUUGGUUUUGAUUAAAUUCCUGACUGAAUCCUCCGUGGUUCCUUCACUCCUUUUUUUUUCCUGUACACCCAA
Molecule: messenger RNA, 5562 nt
Organism: Lampris incognitus (smalleye Pacific opah)
Lineage: Eukaryota; Metazoa; Chordata; Actinopteri; Lampriformes; Lampridae
Gene: sec24d
Product: SEC24 homolog D, COPII coat complex component
Exons: 23
Coding region: 129-3233 (1034 amino acids)
Biological process (GO): COPII-coated vesicle cargo loading; endoplasmic reticulum to Golgi vesicle-mediated transport; intracellular protein transport
Cellular component (GO): COPII vesicle coat; endoplasmic reticulum exit site
Molecular function (GO): zinc ion binding; SNARE binding
Source: RefSeq, a predicted model, not a curated record